UAAUAUUAUAGGCGAAGCUGUACAGAAACGUUGGGACAACUUACGUACAAUGUUUGUGCGAGCCCAUCGCAAACGAAUGGAGUAUAUUCCAUCUGGUUCUGGUGCAAUGGAGGGUCCAGAUGAGAGCAAUGGGAUAGAUUUUGCUUAUUACGUGGACAUGAGCUUUCUUAUUCCUCAUUACAAGCCUCGAAUGAUUUGUUCGAACAUGAAGGCUCCUAUCUCCAUUCAAAUACCCUCAUCCACUUCACCAUCAGCUGUAGCUGAAGAGUCUGCAUCAAUCAUUACUCUUCCAACUAAUUCGACUUGGAACCUAGAUCUUACAGAUUCCAUAAGUAUUGUAGAUAAUGAUGACAGCUGCUCUCUACCGUCAAUGUCCACAAAAUCUCCAUCACCUACUUUGUCUCCAACAUCUUCGCCAACGCCUGUAAAUAAAAUUUUACAAAAGAAUUUAAAGCAAGUCGUGCCAUUUUUUUUCCAUCUAUCAAGGCGAUGAAUUCCAAAAAUACAUCAGAAUCAGAAUCAGGAUUUUCUGGCACAUCUGUUGCCAGUAAAUUCAAACACAAAGCGAAUACCAAAGUUGUCAUACCUCCAAGUGACAUUUCCUUUAAACGAAAGAAGAAUGCCAUGGAUGGUUUCCUUGGAGAGACUGCAAAAAUGAUGGACAGAAUGGCUUCUACUGUUGAGACAGUAGUCUCAAGCCGAAGAACUAAAACGUCAUCACUUCCUCAAGAUAAUGAACUUACAUCACUAUCAGUGACAAUUGCUUACGUAAUGCAAGAUGUGCCAAAAACGAAAAGAAGAUUGUGUUUGGUUAAAAU
Linepithema humile (Argentine ant) is the source of this 818-nucleotide messenger RNA. Lineage: Eukaryota; Metazoa; Arthropoda; Insecta; Hymenoptera; Formicidae. The record is from RefSeq and is a predicted model, not a curated record.